This is a messenger RNA of Dermacentor silvarum, 421 nucleotides long. RefSeq lists its product as uncharacterized. The transcript has 3 exons. The record is from RefSeq and is a predicted model, not a curated record. Lineage: Eukaryota; Metazoa; Arthropoda; Arachnida; Ixodida; Ixodidae. The coding region runs from base 2 to 421 and encodes 139 amino acids.
CAUGUCACUGCUCGGUGCCCCGGUUAUCAAACAAGAGACGUAUGUGCAGCUCUUCGUACAAAAGGACGGCGCCACGCUACGCGAGCGUUGGCACAGUUUUCCUGAAUACCCCGAGGAACUAGUGUUGAGCGCCGAUCAUCCGGAAGAUGCCAACAGGGAGAACACGGUCACCGCCAGCUUCCUUUCUGAGAAGGCUGCAGAAGCGGCGUUCGUGCUCAAGAACUACAAGGAAUUGCGCGUGCUCGUGCCAUUUCCGCCACUGGGAAUCCCCGUUGAGAAUCUGCCGCCUGUUUACGCUAAAGGGUCCGACAGUAUUAUGCUGCUUCCAAGCAACUUGACGAAGCCUGCUGAUGUCAUGGAAUGCAUAAACAAGUCCUUGGCGGCCACCCCCGAGCACUGCCAUCCUACGCACAAGCGGUAA